AUCACAUUUCAUCUUUCUUUCAAAUUCCAAAAAUCCAUUUCAAUGGCCUUCAACAGCAAAAUCAGUCGAUUGUGCCCCACACAGAAGCAGGGUUCUGCUCGCAAUUGCUGCCGCCUUCUUCAUAGACACAAGGAAAAGAUUAACGGAAAGAAUCAAGUAAAUUUGUCGCAGCGAAGCUUCAAAUUUUGUUUCUGUGGUUUUCCCAUGCUUUUUAUGGAAUUAAGUUUCAUGGGUUGAUAUGAAUUUGGUUGUUCUCUUUGUACGUCUGUUGCAGAUUAGUUUAAUCGUGUGAUUUUGGUGGAUCCCCCUUUUUGGGUUGUUUGAAUUUGAGGGCAUCAUGAAAACACCUCCUUCAUGCAAGAAAUUGAGAACCCCCCGUCCAAGAAAGAAUAAUGCCGAUCGGUUGAGUGUGUUGCCGGAUGAUAUCCUGCAACGCGUGUUUUCCUUUCUCGAUUUCCUUGACGUUGUCCGCACAAGCGUGCUCUCCAAACGAUGGAAGUCCAUCUGGAAAUCGGUCCCUUGCCUAAACUUCGACAUGGACUGGCAUUUGAAGCACCUCGACGUGAAGUUGGACAAACGCAGGGACCAGUAUGGCAAAUUCUGGGAUUUCGUUAAAUCGUCUUUGCUCCUGCGUGAUAACUCGACAAUCAACAAGAUACAACUCAGCUGUAGCAACACCAUGAUCCAGCAACUGAAUCUGCUGAUUUGUGUGGCCGGGAGGGAAAAAGUUCCAGAGCUCAUCCUUGUCGGUGGGGAUUACUCGUCUGACGAGCUUGAAUUCCCACGUGGGGCUUGCGAAUCAUUGACAUUUCUAAAAUUGCAUUUCCUACAUACUAUUACUUUGCGUGUUGUAGCCGUUUUCAGUAGCAUCGCGAGUCUUUCACUGAGGGGAGUUUGCAUAACUUGUGAUGCUGCCAAAAAGUUGUUCUCAGGUGGAUGCGUUAAGCUCGAGGAGGUGUACCUCGAGGAUUGCCAGAUAAAGGAUGUAGAGGAGAUUGAUAUAUCAGCUGCUAAUCUCAAGAGUGUAACAAUUGUGAACGUGUGCACUUGCAAGAAUUUUUGGGUCGUGUGUUCUUUCGAUUGUAAGCUUAGAAUUUCAUCUCCAAGCUUGGUGUCCUUCUGCUACAUAGGUCCGAUGCUCCUAGGUGUCUCAUUGGUGGAUACAGAGUGUUUGGAGAACAUCACGAUCCGCCUUCUACGUGUGCCUGAGGAGUACAACAUUAGCUUUGAGAACCACUUGCUUUCUCCUGCAAACUUUGUUGGUCUUAAUUUUGCAAAGACUUUGACGGUGUCCUCUCUUGUUGUCAAGUACUUCUGUCCAAAAUUUAGUGAUUCCUGGGACCCAUUUGUAUUGGACAACGUGAGUCAUCUAGAGUUGGAAUCGAGGUACGACGCCAGUUUUAUAGAAGGGAUGAUUAGCUUGUUGAGGUUUUCGCCAAACAUUCAAUCUCUUUUCAUCAGACUGAAGGAGGGUAGAAGGUCGCAGGGCAAUUUAAAGAAAGUUGAGAACAAAGGAUCUUGGGAAUCAAGGGUUGCGGAUAUAGCUUGCUUGACUGACAGUGUCAAAAUCAUUCAAGUUUCGAAUUUAGAUGGUUCAGAGAUUGCACUUGAGCUGGUGACGUUUUUUCUCCGGAAUGGGAAAGCACUUGAAAAAAUGGAAAUCAUGCACAGGAAUGGAGAGAGGAGGCGGAUGAGUUUCAGCAAGCUCAUAUCACUUCCUAAAGCCUCCCCAAAAGUUGUUAUAUCCUUCCCAGAGCAUGGUCAAAGAAUAAUUCCCUGGUUUGAUAAAGGAGACUCAGAUACAGAACUUGGUGACUGAGCAAAAGGCGAUGCUAAUUCCAGAUUAUGGUAACGAACUGUUCUGAAGAGGCUAGAGAGAACUAUUUUCUGUUAUUUCAUUGGACAACAGGGAUUUAUAUCUUUUCUCUGAGAAGACGGUAAUGAAUUGGUUUAUAUGGUACAUCAGUUUAUAUGGUACAUCAGUUAGAAGAAUUGGAGCAAAUUGGAAGACUAAAUGUUCAUGUUUUGGUACUUGAAAAUUUUAAAUCUACUUAGAAUUUUUCCCGAAUAUGCUUUUUAUUAUAAUGUAUAAAAAAUCCUUGUUCUGUUUAAUUAUCCUACCAGGCUUUUAACUGAGGUUAAGCGCUACUGUUUGGAGACUUUCUUAAGCCUAUCAUCCUUGGCUUUGUUUUGAUUAGGAUUUCUAACACAGGCAUUAUUGUAAUUAGGAGUAGUUAAAUAAUUAUCAUCUGGUGAUGCAGUCUAAUGACACGACACAAGAUACUGUUCUGAGAACCGGCCAGUCCGGUGCCUGGUUCACCCCUCAGAACCGCCGGCCAAUAACCAGUGUAGUUUUCAGAACCUUGAAAAGAUUCAGCCACAUUAUACAUAAUUAAAAGUAAUUUAUACAAUGGGAACUUCAGAUUUCUCCCCCUUACGCUAAAUUCGUAUUUCAAUGAAGCAAAAAUUUUCUUUAUGUUAUAUUAGUUAUUUAAAGACCUAGUUUAGGAGUUCACGUUAUUACUUCCCGUCAUUUGCUUAAGAUUUCCUGUACUACUCACAAUUGACGUAGCUGGCUAAAUAUUCUAUCAUGAUCAUAUCAUCAGGUAUAUGUGUAAAAGAGAAAACCAUCUAAUUACCCAGGGAUAUUGAAGUUUGGUUGCCCCUUUUGGCAUUUCACCCCUUUGAUCUUUACAAAUGCAGUUACGUGCAAUUUGUGUAUAAUGAAUGGGAUACUUACAUUUUAGCCUCCGAACGACAUUCUAUUUCACAAAAAAAUUCAACUGAAAUAUGGAUCCAAAAAAAUAUCAUGAUGGGAGUUUCGUUAGUAUACUUAUGUUGUAUAAGGAUAUAACAUUGAACUCAAUUUCUACCAAGCAAAGUCUUUCCAUUGCGGUUCUAUCAUGUGAAAGCUAUGUGAUAUCUAGGGCAAGUGUUGUCUUGAGAAAAUUGCCAUUUGUUCCCCGAUCUUUGACCAUUAUUGCCACUUGUUGAUAUAGUAUUGAGUUGCAUGCAUUUUCUUGGUCACAUUCCUAGGUUCCAUGUUAGCUUGGCCCCGCCAUCGUAUUUUGAUUUCAUACUAAUCCAGCUCAGUAAGAAAUAUCAGCGAAAUUGAUUUCAUAUAUUUAUGCAUCAAGUGCUAAUUCUAUUGCUUCUUGUCCAAGAAUAUUUAUGUUUGCUAUCAUAAUAGAUAUUCAUCAAAGUUGCUCCUGGAGGCACAACUAAAUGAAAUAUAUUACAAGCAAAGAUAGUUGCUACUUCAAUUGUGUUGCAAAUUCUGGGCUGCUAUUUUAUCUAGGGCAAGCUAAUGAACACUUACUUUUCAAAUUAGGAAUUUCAGCCGUGUCGUGUGCUAUUUCGUCGUCAAAAUAAUUGUGUUUCCACGUGAGACUCCCAUGCUAGAUGACAAGUUUAGUACUUUUGUGGAGAAACUGUUAGUGGUAAACAUGGAUUUUUCCACCUUGUCUAAACACGGUCAAAUCCAUUACUAGAGAUUUGCGCAUGUGCAAUUGAUCAACUUAAAAUUUUUAUGGAUUUAGAUUCCUUUGGUUAAUAUAGUUAUGUGCUUUGUAUUUUUUUUGUUGUCAGGAUACUCUGAAGAAGACAACUUUUGGAGUUUUCGGGCGUAUUGCCUCAAUUGGCAAAUGAACGCAUUUUGGUUGGUAUAUAAAAGGUUAACAACGGUGGAGAUGCAUUAUCGCACGCAUGCUAUUCUGAAUCUGGGCUUGUGAGAGAUUGCAGACAAGCUAAACCAAAGAAAUUUAUGCAUCGAUUGAAAGCAGUUCAGUUAGGCUCUACACACCAAUUUCUGUUUCUAAUGUNUGUUUCUUUUUUUCUUCUUU
This is a messenger RNA of Striga asiatica, 3842 nucleotides long. NCBI's taxonomy places the organism in Eukaryota, Viridiplantae, Streptophyta, Magnoliopsida, Lamiales, Orobanchaceae. The record is from the annotation of a GenBank genome assembly.